This is a messenger RNA of Eimeria necatrix, 270 nucleotides long. RefSeq lists its product as hypothetical. NCBI's taxonomy places the organism in Eukaryota, Apicomplexa, Conoidasida, Eucoccidiorida, Eimeriidae. The transcript has 2 exons. Bases 1 to 270 code for a protein of 89 amino acids. The record is from RefSeq and is a predicted model, not a curated record.
AUGAGGCUGCAGCAGCACGAGGAGCUGCAGCAGCACGAGGAGCUGCAGCAGCUGCAGCAGCACGAGGAGCUGCAGCAGCACGAGGAGCUGCAGCAGCACGAGGAGCUGCAGCAGCACGAGGAGCUGCAGCAGCUGCAGCAGCACGAGGAGCUGCAGCAGCACGAGGAGCUGCAGCAGCUGCAGCAGCACGAGGAGCUGCAGCAGAACGAGGAGCUGCAGCAGCAAACGCCUACGCCGAAUGUCGUGGUGUCUGUACACCACAGAAUUUAG